UGAUGUCUACAGUCUUUUGUUUUCCCCACAACUGGAUUAAUUGACUGUACACUGGAUUUUGAGUUUACUGGUUCUGACAGUAGGUCAGAUCUCACUAACAAUCUUGGAUGAUGCAAAAGCAUUUGGAGCAAGAUGAUCUCACAACCGAAACGCCUUUGGAUGAAGGGCGAACAGAUGACCAAGCCGCUGGUGCUCUGGUGGAGGAGACAGUACAAGGCCUGGGGGCUAGACCUCGAAAACUUCCUGUUGCCAAGGCUGGAACAACGGCUGGAGAUUGGCUCAAGAAGGGACCAUGGCAGGACAUGCCGGUCUGGGUGGACAAAGACCUCUGGUUCCAAGCGGAGGGCCCCACCAGUGCCAAAGAGCGACGCUGCACCAGGAGAGUUUCUGAUUGGGACGUUGGGGUCACUGGACCUUUGGAACCAAACCUCCAGAAGGGGAAGGACAAUGUGACUCAAAUUCAACAGCUGCAGGCAGAGCUACGCUCAGUACAAGUCACUAUGAACGAAUGGAUGAGUGGAGGUGGAGGGGGGCAGGCAGCCCAUCGUGAUGUCAGGGCCGCCAGACUGACACCGGAGCCUGCUCCACAGCCACACGGGCCGCCUCAACCUCCAGCGGUAGCAGCAGUUGGGGCAGUGCCCCCACAGGGUCCCAUGAACCCACCAGGCCUGCCCCCCAGACCUCUAGACCCGGCAGCCCGAAACCUGAAGGUGAAGUUCGACGGGAGAGCGAGCCAACUGCCUUAUUUCCUUGUCCAGGUGGCUUGCCACAUGACCGAGUGGGGACACACUUUCCCCAGUGAGAAAGCUAAGGUGAGAUUUGUGGCCUCUCAUCUGGAAGGCAAGGCCGCGGACUGGUUGGUGCAACUGUACAACGCGGGAGGCCUGGAACUACAGGACCUACAGACUUUCAUGGUGGGGCUACGAAGCCGGUUGGAGGACCGUUUCCGCGCAGAGAGAGCCCGCAUCCGUUUGACGGCUUUGGAACAAGGGAGCCGCUCGGUGUAUGAUUAUGCAGAUGAAUUCCGCAGCUUGGAGGUGCAAGUCCUGGACUUGCCUGAAGCAUUUAAGGUGCAUUAUUUUAAACAGGGAUUACGUUUGGACCUCCUGACAUGGGCCCUCUCGAUAGACAACCCUCCCACUGUGAUAGAGUGGAUCAGACUGGCGGCGAAAGGGGAGAUGAUCAAAGAGAAGGUCAGGCUGAUGAAGCAGCGCAACAGUGGCACCUCCAAAGCUGCAAACAAGAAACCGGGUGCCACCAGUAGCCGGCCCAAAGAAGCAACCACCUGUGACCCUGAGAGAGAACGACGCAUGAGACUGGGGCUCUGCUUCGCGUGUGGCAAAAAGGGCCACCUGAUCGCCGACUGCCCAGAGAAAGAGAUCAACCCGCGUGGGACCACAACCAAAAAGACCUCCAUGCCACAGAGGUGGUAUCUGAAAAACAUAACCAGGAGGCAAGCAGAGCAGCUCCUAAAGAAAGAGGGCAAAGAUGGUGGCUUCAUUGUCCGAGAUUCCACCAGCAAGACAGGAAAAUACACUGUCUCUGUGUUUGCCAAAUCAUCUGGGGAGCCUCAGGGGACCAUUCGCCAUUAUGUUGUUUGCUCCACACCUCAAAACCAGUAUUUCCUGGCAGAAAAGCACCUCUUCAACACCAUCCCAGAGCUCAUCAACUAUCACCAACACAACUCAGCAGGGCUGAUAUCCAGAUUGAAGUACUCUGUGUCAUCACAUCAAAAAACUGCUCCUUCCACAGCAGGACUUGGCUAUGGGGCAUGGGAGAUUGAUCCAAAGGACCUGACGUUCCUGAAGGAGCUUGGGACAGGGCAGUUUGGAGUGGUGAAGCACGGGAAAUGGAAAGGCCGGCACGAUGUGGCAGUCAAAAUGAUCAAGGAAGGCUCCAUGUCAGAAGAGGCCUUUAUUGAUGAAGCUAAAGUCAUGAUGAACCUCUCUCAUGAAAAGCUUGUGCAGUUGUUUGGGGUCUGCACCAAGGAGAGACCUAUCCUAAUUGUUACAGAAUACCUGUCCAAAGGUUGCCUCUGGAACUACCUGCGAGACAGUCGCCGGUCCUUCCAAGCCACUGAGCUUCUAGAGAUGUGUAAGGAUGUCUGUGAGGCCAUGGAGUACUUGGAAUCCAAACAGUUCCUCCAUAGGGACCUGGCUGCUCGCAACUGUUUGGUCAAUGAACAAGGUGUUGUCAAAGUCUCUGAUUUUGGUCUCUCCAGGUAUGUCUUGGAUGAUGAUUAUAUUAGCUCCAUGGGAUCCAAGUUUCCAGUGCGGUGGUCCCCUCCAGAAGUUCUUCUAUACAGCAAGUUCAGUAGCAAAUCAGAUGUCUGGGCUUUUGGUGUUCUGAUGUGGGAGGUUUACAGCUUGGGCAAGAUGCCCUACGAACGGUUUAGCAACAGUGAGACAACUGAACACGUGACCAAAGGUCUACGUCUCUAUCGGCCUCAGCUGGCUUCUGAGAGAGUCUACUCCAUCAUGUAUAGCUGCUGGCAUGAAAAACCAGAGGAGCGCCCUACUUUCCAAGCUCUCCUAGGACUCAUUGUGGACUUAGCAAAUGAAGAUCCCUGAACUGACCUCAGUAUCCACUUGCUCCUUUACUGCUGUUUAUCUUUGCUAUGGUUGCUGGUAAAUUUCUGAAAGGACACAGGAUGGCUGAAUCUGCAAGAAUCCCGUUGUGGCAGACAUUAAAAUCCAGAUCCAUUAAAAACACUCUUAUUUCACUUCAAUGUAAUUAGCGGCUCCUAUGUGAAAUUGCCAAAGAACAGCUAUCAUAUGACAGCAAAUGCUAGUAAGGUAUCUCUCUACCUCACAAAGGAGAUACAGUAUCAAAGAGUAUGGACCUCUUCUUCUAACCUGAAAUGGCGCAAUGGAAUUUGAACAAUAUUUCAAGGUUGUAAGAAUCUAGAAAUUCAUUGUACAAUUACAGAAUAAAAAUUACAAGAAGCAA
Messenger RNA from Sceloporus undulatus (fence lizard), 2949 nucleotides. It is a transcript of the gene BTK, whose product is annotated as Bruton tyrosine kinase. The record is from RefSeq and is a predicted model, not a curated record. Gene Ontology annotation, biological process: T cell receptor signaling pathway; B cell receptor signaling pathway; peptidyl-tyrosine autophosphorylation. NCBI's taxonomy places the organism in Eukaryota, Metazoa, Chordata, Lepidosauria, Squamata, Phrynosomatidae. Gene Ontology annotation, molecular function: ATP binding; nucleic acid binding; zinc ion binding. The transcript has 11 exons. Bases 108 to 2570 code for a protein of 820 amino acids.